Molecule: messenger RNA, 1944 nt
Organism: Fusarium keratoplasticum
Lineage: Eukaryota; Fungi; Ascomycota; Sordariomycetes; Hypocreales; Nectriaceae
Product: Vacuolar protein-sorting-associated protein 36
Exons: 2
Coding region: 1-1944 (647 amino acids)
Biological process (GO): protein transport to vacuole involved in ubiquitin-dependent protein catabolic process via the multivesicular body sorting pathway
Cellular component (GO): ESCRT II complex; late endosome membrane
Molecular function (GO): phosphatidylinositol-3-phosphate binding; ubiquitin binding
Source: RefSeq, a predicted model, not a curated record
AUGUUUUUAAAACACAUCGAUCUUACUACUGCUUUAAGGCCCUCGUAUCUUACAGACGAGGUGCUUCUGUUUGUUCAGGAUAACGUUGGCUUGUAUGAGGGCAAGUACAAGCUUCCCAAUCAGCAAAAUGGACAGGUUUAUUUAACCUCGCAUCGUGUUUGCUACGUCGAUCAGAAGGAACCUCGUACGAACUCGGUUGCGUUGGACCUGAAGGAUGUGGACCGUUACGAAUUCUACGCCGGCUUUCUCAAGUCAUCAGCCAAGGUGACUUUGUUCCCGAAGCCUCCCAAGCGAGCAUCCUACCACAGCCGCGCCAUCUCAAAUGCCUCCAGCUCGGUUAGGAAUGUCUCUGGCUCUCCAGGGCAUUCAGAAAGCGGUUAUCGGCCACCCCCGGAGCCACCGGCUGCCAAGAGUGCGACAUGGGUCUGCACAAUAUGCAGUUUCUCUAACCCCGUCCCCUCCAACUUUGAUCCGACUACCGCCAACGCCCAUACUCCUCUUCCGCCAUGCCUUGCGUGUGGAAUCAAACCAACUUUGACUCAUGUUUUAAAGGCAGCCAUAUCUGGUGCAAAUAACCGUACAGCUCCAUCUCCGGCUCUCGCCUCCCCUCUCCCUUUACAGCCAGGGCCGUCUGAUUCUCGACCUUUGUCCGAGAAUCUAGAUCAAACACCAACAUCCAAUUUACUGGAUACUCCAAAUGGCUCGGAUUCAUCUGCUUCGUUCCCGUGCCCACGGUGCACCUUUUCGAACCACCCCUCACUGAUGUCCUGCGAGAUGUGCGGUGCCCCCCUCAUCUCUCAGGAUAUCCCAUCAGCUAUCCAGCAAAGUUCAACAUCUGAUGCAACGAGAAUUGAUUCUCCGGGUCCCACCCUUGACCAAAGCAAGGGCGGCAAGGGCGGGACUGACGCAUACGAAUGUGUUAAGCUCUCUUUUCGAAGGGGAGGCGAAAAGAUCUUCUAUGAACGGCUAAAGGGGUCCAUGACGCAGCGCAAGUGGCUGCUCCAGGAUGCGCCUCCAGCUCCAAAGAGUAAUCAAAUGGUGGAUGAAGCAACCAGUCCUGACUCGGGAACCGGAGCAUCAGCAGGAAGAACAAAGGGAGUGGGCAUUGCCGGUCUGGAACAGUUGGGCUUGAAUAUGCGAAAGAACAACGAACUGCUGAUCGGCAGCGCCUUUGAGGAUUUGGAGGCCCUCAUGUCAUCCGCCAAGGAGGUGAUUGCCCUCGCCGAGCGUUUCGCAAGGCAGACAAAUAAUGGCCAGGGAAACGCAUCGGCGGAGGAAAACGCCAUCUUGGCGGAGUCGGCAAGUCAGCUGGGCCUCAUCACAACAAAGGACAUCGUUGGUGGCGGCAGCUCCGAGUCUCUUUAUCUGUCAGAACUGUCGAGGAACUUGGCAGAGUUUCUCACUGAUGACUCGAGGGGCGUCCUCAAAAAAGCAGGCGGUAUCAUCACGCUCGUCGACUUGUGGGCCAUGUUCAACAGAGCCCGCGGCGGCGUUGAGCUCGUCAGCCCGGCGGACUUUGAGAAAGCCGCCAGGCUUUGGAGCAAGCUCAAGCUUCCCGUCCGCCUACGCACCUUUCGCAGCGGUGUCAUGGUGGUCCAGAGCCGUGACCGCACGGACGGGACCACCGUCAGGGCCAUCCUUGCAUGGUUACAAGACCUACACGAGUUUCCUCCGGAUCGCGAGGUACCCUGGGACUGGCAGGUGUUUGGUCGAGGCGUGACUGCUCAAGAAGCUGCCGAGCGCUUCGGCUGGAGUCUUGGUGUUGCUGAGGAAGAGCUGCUCAUGGCAGAGGAGCGAGGGGAGCUGUGUCGUGAGGAGGGGCUCGAGGGCCUCAAGUUCUGGGUCAACUAUAUCAAUCCAGGGGACCAUAAGAAGCAUAGGACCAAAGCGGAGAAGGAAAACGAUGCAGUCAUGAAGGCGUUGAAAGCGAGCGGGUUGUUAUGA